Molecule: messenger RNA, 3655 nt
Organism: Perognathus longimembris pacificus (Pacific pocket mouse)
Lineage: Eukaryota; Metazoa; Chordata; Mammalia; Rodentia; Heteromyidae
Gene: Odf2
Product: outer dense fiber of sperm tails 2
Exons: 22
Coding region: 488-2962 (824 amino acids)
Biological process (GO): regulation of cilium assembly
Cellular component (GO): centrosome
Source: RefSeq, a predicted model, not a curated record
AGGAGCCGCCGCGGGAGCCGGACUGCAUCCGCCGCGGCGUCUCCAUGGCACGACCCUGGCCUCCGACUUCAACGACUUCAUAAGGAGACGAUUCUGGGCGCAGCCGUGCCGCUCUUGGACAGUUGCUGUGCGACUCGGACAGUAGAGGAGCGCCUCCAAAGUUUUCAUCCAACUGCUACCCCCAAAGCUUCCACCCUCCUCCCCUGAGAGGACGUUUGAUGCCGGGCCCCUGAGAUUCUCAUUGACAAGCCCCUCUGGGUCCCCCUGAGCAGAGCCUGCUGACCCAAUUGCCCACCUUUGCGGCUUUGAUGCCUAGCCAUGUCUGCCUCAUCCUCAGGCGGCUCCCCCAGGUUUCCAUCGUGUGGGAAGAACGGAGUAACGAGUCUCACGCAGAAAAAGGUCUUAAGAACACCUUGUGGCGCACCCAGUGUAACUGUGACGAUCAACCUUUUUUGUGUUGCCCUCCCCUGCCUGCCAGAAGCGAACCAUGAAGGACCGCUCUUCAACUCCCCCCUUACAUGUUCAUGUGGAUGAGAACACCCCUGUCCACGUCCACAUAAAAAAACUCCCGAAACCAUCAGCGACCAGCAGCCAGAAAUCUCAUAAGCGCGGAAUGAAAGGGGACACCGUGAAUGUGCGGCGGAGUGUCCGGGUGAAAACCAAGGUACCUUGGAUGCCCCCUGGAAAAUCAUCUUCCCGGCAUGUGGGAUGCAAGUGGGAGAAUCCACCUCAUUGCCUGGAGAUCACACCACCAUCUUCAGAAAAACUAGUCUCCGUGAUGCGGCUGAGUGACCUCUCCACAGAAGAUGACGACUCCGGUCACUGUAAAAUGAACCGUUAUGAUAAGAAGAUUGACAGUCUAAUGAACGCGGUUGGUUGUCUCAAAUCUGAGGUCAAGAUGCAGAAAGGUGAGCGCCAGAUGGCCAAAAGGUUCCUGGAGGAGCGGAAGGAGGAGCUGGAGGAGGUGGCCCACGAGCUAGCAGAGACGGAGCAUGAGAACACGGUGUUGAGGCACAAUAUCGAGCGCAUCAAGGAGGAGAAGGACUUCACCAUGCUUCAGAAGAAACACCUCCAGCAGGAGAAGGAGUGCCUCAUGUCCAAACUGGUAGAGGCUGAAAUGGAUGGGGCUGCUGCCGCUAAACAAGUAAUGGCCUUGAAGGAUACCAUUGGCAAGUUAAAAACUGAGAAACAAAUGACCUGCACGGACAUCAACACCCUUACGCGGCAGAAGGAACUUCUCCUGCAGAAGCUGAGCACCUUUGAGGAGACCAACCGUACCCUCCGAGACCUGCUGAGGGAACAGCACUGCAAAGAGGAUUCUGAUCGACUAAUGGAGCAACAAGGUGCUUUACUGAAACGACUGGCAGAGGCGGACUCAGAGAAAGCGCGCCUGCUGUUACUGCUGCAAGACAAGGACAAGGAGGUAGAAGAGCUCCUCCAGGAGAUACAGUGCGAGAAGGCUCAGGCAAAGACGGCAUCCGAGCUUUCCAAGUCCAUGGAGUCCAUGCGUGGGCACCUGCAGGCCCAGCUUCGGUGCAAAGAAGCUGAGAACAGUCGCCUGUGUAUGCAGAUCAAGAACCUGGAGCGCAGUGGGAACCAGCAUAAGGCAGAAGUGGAAGCCAUCAUGGAGCAGCUCAAGGAACUGAAGCAAAAGGGAGACCGUGACAAAGAAACCUUGAAGAAGGCCAUCCGAGCCCAGAAGGAGCGAGCUGAGAAAAGCGAGGAGUAUGCCGAACAGCUCCAUGUGCAACUUGCCGACAAGGAUCUUUAUGUUGCUGAAGCUCUAUCUACCCUGGAAUCCUGGAGGAGCCGUUACAACCAGGUUGUGAAAGACAAGGGAGACCUCGAGCUGGAAAUUAUUGUCCUAAACGACCGAGUGACAGAUCUUGUAAACCAGCAACAAACCUUGGAGGAGAAGAUGAGGGAAGACCGGGAUAGCCUGGUGGAGAGACUGCACCGGCAGACCGCUGAAUAUUCUGCAUUCAAGCUUGAGAACGAGAGGCUGAAGGCUAGCUUCGCCCCAAUGGAGGACAAGCUCAACCAGGCCCACCUAGAGGUCCAGCAGCUGAAGGCGUCGGUGAAGAACUAUGAGGGGAUGAUUGACAACUAUAAGAGCCAGGUGAUGAAGACCAGAUUGGAAGCUGAUGAAGUGGCUGCCCAGCUAGAACGCUGUGACAAAGAGAACAAGAUCCUUAAAGAUGAGAUGAACAAAGAGAUUGAAGCGGCACGUCGGCAGUUCCAGUCCCAGCUGGCUGAUCUACAGCAGCUGCCUGACAUCCUCAAGAUCACAGAGGCUAAGCUGGCCGAGUGCCAGGACCAACUGCAGGGCUACGAGAGGAAGAACAUCGACCUCACAGCCAUCAUAUCAGACCUGCGCAGCCGGAUCGAACAUCAGGGGGACAAGCUGGAGAUGGCGAGAGAGAAACAUCAGGCUUCCCAGAAGGAAAAUAAACAGCUGAGUCUGAAGGUGGAUGAACUGGAGAGGAAACUGGAGGCGACCAGUGCCCAGAAUGUCGAGUUCCUACAGGUGAUUGCUAAGAGGGAAGAGGCAAUCCACCAGUCCCAGCUGCGGCUGGAGGAGAAAACCCGGGAAUGUGGGUCUCUGGCGAGGCAGCUGGAAAGUGCCAUUGAAGAUGCCAGGCGGCAGGUGGAGCAAACUAAGGAACAGGCAGUCACCAAGGAGCGAGCAGCCCAGAGCAAAAUCCUGGACCUGGAGACCCAGCUGAGCAGGACCAAAACUGAGCUUGGUCAGCUGCGGCGCACACGAGAUGAUUCUGACAGGCGUUACCAGAGCCGUCUGCAGGACCUGAAAGACCGUCUGGAGCAGUCAGAGAGCACCAACCGCAGCAUGCAGAACUACGUCCAGUUCCUCAAGUCCUCUUAUGCCAAUGUGUUUGGGGAUGGUCCCUAUACCUCCUACUUGACCAGCUCUCCCAUCCGCUCCCGGUCCCCGCCUGUCUGAGGCUGCCUGUGGAGGACUGGGAGUCCUGCCUGAUUUAGGGGAGCUGAGAGUUGCCAAGCUUAGCUGGAAAGUCACGUGGCUGUCCCUCUUCCAGGGAUGAGUUGCUCAGGGCUUUGCUCUUGGUGACCCAUUCCAGAAGAGUCCCUAGCAAGCAGGGGAAGAAGCGAGAAGCACUUGAUAGAAUUUUCUGACGGAAAUUUAUGACCCCAAUAGGCCUUAAGUUAACUAAGUUAGGAUACCAGAGUUUUAGCUCAUUCCAACUCUGUUUUUCCUCUCCCGAGGGAAUGUUUAGACUGGACAUUUCUUCCAGGCCACAUUUUUUUGAGGAUGUCUUGAGUUUCUUCUGACCCGAGCCAGCAGGAGCCCUCUUGCUUUUGGGACUGGGUGUUUUUCCCAGGGCCCGUGGAAAUCCCCCAUGCCUGAGUUUCCUUUGGUGCCACGAGGGCCUAUGAAGCACUUCAUAGUAGCCCCGCACGGGGGCCCAUGUCUGUGUGGCCUUACACAUGCAAUCUGUCUUUGUUUCUCUUUGUAUGUCUAGAAUGCAUUUUAUUAUUGAAAUAUUUUUGUGGUUUUACAAAAGGUUUUAUAAUUUAAGGUUCUUUCAGAUGAUUUCUUUCACCUAUCUUUUUAAAAAUCGUUGCUGAGUAAAAUGCUGCAAAGAGAGUUAAUAAAUGCUUUCAAAAUACUUGGUUC